Molecule: messenger RNA, 2334 nt
Organism: Prunus mume (Japanese apricot)
Lineage: Eukaryota; Viridiplantae; Streptophyta; Magnoliopsida; Rosales; Rosaceae
Product: Ppx-GppA phosphatase
Molecular function (GO): pyrophosphatase activity
Source: RefSeq, a predicted model, not a curated record
AAUUCUCAUCUUGUAAACGCAGAGCAGAGAGUCAUACCUGGAAAUCGAUACAGCAAAUUUGGCCUCCAAAUCAAAAUCACCAAAAUCCCAGAUACCAAUUUCCAAGAGAAAUGGCCUCUGCUACCACAGACCCACCAGCCCCUUCAACACUCUUUGCAGCCAUUGACAUGGGUACAAAUUCGUUCAAGAUGCUCAUAGUUCGUGCAUACCCAAAUGGCAAAUUCUUCACCAUAGACCAAUUCAAAGAGCCUGUGGUUCUUGGCCGUGAUACCAGCACAUCAUCAACAACAACCCCUUUUACACUUUCACAUCACUCCCAGCUCCUUGCCCUUGAAGCCCUUAAAAGAUUUCAGAACAUCUUGAAAUCCUACAAAAUCAACAAAACCCAUGUCCGCUGUGUUGCCACUGCAGCUGUACGUGAAGCUGUGAACAAUGUUGGGUUUUUGAAAUGUGUGAGGGAAGAGGUUGGUUUAGAGAUAGAUGUGUUGCCUGGUGAACAGGAAGCUAGGCUUGAGUAUCUGGGUAUGCUUCAGUUUUUUCCAAUAUAUGAGAAAUUGGUGCUGGGUGUGGAUAUUGGAGGUGGGUCUACUGAGUUUGUAAUUGGGAAGCAAGGAAAAGUCAUUUUUGGUGCUUCAUUGAAGCUGGGACAUGUGAAUUUGACCCAAAAGUUUGGGAACAAUGAAGAAAAUGUUGCACAUAUGAGGGAGCACAUUAGAUUGGUUGUUCAAGAAUCUGGGUUAGUUGACAAGAUUAAAGAUUGUGGCUUUGAGGCUGUUGUCGGAUCUUCGGGUACUAUAAAGGCAGUAGAAAAAGCAGCCCUUUAUGGGUAUGCCAAUGUGAGCAAUAUGCUCCAGGUCGGGAAUAUGGUUUCUUUUGGGGACAGUAAGAGGUAUUGGAAGUUAAGUAGAGGAGAACUGAAGGGUGUUGUUGAGAGUUUAUGUGGUGGAGGAGAGGCAGAGAAGAUUAGGAGGGAGAAGUUCUUUAAAAUGCGGUCCGAGUUUAUCGUUGCCGGGGCUGUGCUAUUGGAGGAGAUAUUUGAGGUAAUUGGCAUUGAGGAAAUGGAGAUUUCUGGGUAUUCAUUGGCAGAAGGUGUUAUUGCAGAAACUUUAGCUAAGGUUAAUGAUUAUGAUUUGAAUGCCAAUGCAAAGUGGUCGUCUAUUGUGCGGCUCGCAAUGAGAUUUAAUAGCAACAAGAGGAUGAGAGCGGCUUCUCAGUGUGCUAGCAUUGCAAAGGAAUUUUUUGAAUGUUUAAGAAAAUGUGAUGAGCUUGCUGGCAAUCAAGUUGCUGCCUCCCUAGAUGACAAGGAUCUUGAGUAUCUUGAAGCAUCAUGUUUGCUUCACAAUAUUGGGCUUUCCAUCGAGAAAAAGGGUUACCAUAAGCAUUCUUAUUCUAUUAUCAUGAAUGGUGGCCAUCUUCAAGGUUACAGUACUGAGGAGGUCAAGCUGAUAGCACUACUUGCAAGACACCACAGGAAGAAAUUACCAAACUUUGGUCAUGUUUCCUUUAAGGAGUUUCCAACAGAGGUCAAAAAGAAAUUCAGAUUUCUAUGUGCAAUUAUCCGUAUUUCAGUUGCACUACAACAACAUCGACGCAUUGAUUUCCAACAAAUGGAAUUUUCACAUUCUUACGAAGGUUUUAAACUGGCAUGCGGUGGUGUAAAAGUUCAAAAUUCCCCACCUUGCAUUCUAGAGCCUUUAGCUGAGGAUAUUGGAGAUGACCUAAGGCAAGAAUUAGAACACUUUAAGAUGGUAUUCCAUGAAGAACUACUCCUCCUUGUUCCUUCAAGUGUUUCAGGAUGUCUGAGAGAUAAGGAUAUCUUCACACAAGGUGUCACUUGAUAUGUCUUGAAAAAGUUCAUAUAACCCAUAAAUUCAGCAUAUACAAGGCAUUGGCAUGGAAGGACAGUCAUGUUGCCCAAGUUGCAGGAUAGCUCGUGUGAACCAUUGACGUGGAGCUCAUGGGUUGAAUUGUGGUGUUGAUACAGACUCAUUUGUCCCAGAUGAUGUGGUUCAACUGAAACAGAGCACAAGCUGGAGAAUUGGAGGUAUUGUCCAUUAAAUUGUAAUAGUUUUAAUCUCAGAAUUUCAAUGUGUAACAGAAAAAGUUGUAUGUCCUUUUAGUCUAUAACAGAUAAGAUUUACGUAUAGGCCAAAGGGAAAGAUAAAUGAAAGUCUUGGAUCUUUUUUUAUUUUUCAGCUGGGUUGCAAGGAUGUGAAAUACAAUGGUUCAGUUGCCAUAUGCUUAUUGGGUACUCAUUUGAGUUGAGACUUAUCACCCAAGUUCCUUCCCCCCUCCUUUCUCUUUCUUUCCUCUCUUGUUGAUCCCACGUAUUCA